CGCCUCCGUGCAGUCUGUCAAAUGACCGGGAAUAGAAAUAGAGAAGGGGUCUGUCUGCGCGGUGGUGACGGAAUUUAUCAACGUGACCACUAGAGACGAAUAAGGGUUAAUUCAAGCUGAAUAAGCAUACUUUAAUAAAAAUGAGAUACCUACAAUCAGUGCAUUCACACUGAGAAAAUAAACGAGUUGGAGAAAAGACACUUGUCAGUGUAGCUAGUUAGCUAGCUGGGUCGAUUGCGUGAGACGACACAGUGAGGUAGCAGUUUGCGUGACAUCAAGAGAAGAUACAGUAGGUGAAGCUAGCUAGCCAGCCAUAGAACUCCGGUUGUGUUAAACUGUCCAAACUCAUUGGCAGAUAAUUUUCGUCUCGAUUGCCAAUAUUAGUUGAAGAGUGGUGAUGGACUUUCUUGCUGGCUGCAUUGGAGGUGCCGCCGGAGUCUUGGUUGGACAUCCUUUUGACACUGUGAAGAAUAAGUCUUACUGUGUUUGUAGAUAAGGGAUAAACUACCUCUUCCCAGCCAUAAACAGUAGUAAGUAAAGUUCAGGUCCAUCCCUUGUCUCUGUGUCUUUUGGUUCUUGGUUUUGUUCAAUCAGAAAGCAGUAGGAUAUGUAGGAACCCUCCCCAGCCCCUAACCAACUGUAAACUCUUCCAUGUAUCAGUUGACAGUUUGUUCAUUGUAUCAGAUUAGUCAUGUCUUCACACUUCAUUCACAGUACAUGUAUUAGCCUAUCAGUUUGGAAUGUCAUCGUUCAGUGUUUUCCCCUCACUCUUUUUCACGUUAUGUUUAUCAGAACGACAUAGUCAGGAUGUCUUGUGGGUGAAUUGUUUUUCUGAUCUGAACCUGAUUGGACUUCCUGGUUCUACUUCUGACUGUAUCCUGUCUGUUGCAGGUCAGGCUCCAGGUUCAGAAUGUGGACAAGCCCCUGUAUCGCGGGACCAUUCAUUGUUUUCAGUCCAUCAUACGGCAGGAAUCAAUGUUUGGACUCUACAAAGGCAUCGGCUCCCCCAUGAUGGGCCUGACCUUCAUCAACGCCAUCGUGUUUGGUGUGCAGGGCAACGCCUUGCGCCAGCUGGGACACGACACGCCCAUGAACCAGUUCAUCGCCGGGGCGGCGGCAGGGACCAUCCAGUGUGUGAUCUGCUGUCCCAUGGAGCUGGCCAAGACUCGCAUGCAGAUGCAGGGCACAGGGGAGAAGAAGUCCAAGAGGAAGCUCUAUAAGAACUCCCUGGACUGCCUGGUCCGCAUCUACAACCGCGAGGGCCUGCUCGGGGUGAACCGUGGCAUGGUGACCACCCUGCUCCGUGAGACACCAGGCUUUGGUGUCUACUUCCUGGCCUACGACGUCCUGACCCGCUCCCUGGGCUUCGAGCAGAACGACCCCUACAUGAUCCCCAAACUGCUGUUCGCCGGCGGCAUGUCCGGCAUCGCUUCCUGGCUCUCCACCUAUCCGGUGGACGUGAUCAAGUCCCGCCUCCAGGCCGACGGUGUGGGCGGGGUGUACCAGUACAGCGGCAUCGCUGACUGCGUGCGGCAGAGCGUGAAGAAGGAGGGCUUGAGGGUGUUCACGCGAGGGCUCACCUCCACACUCCUCAGGGCCUUCCCUGUCAACGCGGCCACAUUCGCCACGGUAACACUGGUGCUCAUGUACGCCCGCGGGGUGGAGGAGGGGCCUAAGGACUGUGAGCCGGCGCUGGCUGCCCCCCACCAGACACAGCUACAGCCACAGGCUCAGGCGUCCAGCCUGUGACCCCAGGAAGGCACGCUGUGACCCUUUGAUGCUGUCUUCCUCGUUCUACUCCAGGCUGGUGGUUUCCAAAAAAAAAGGGAUCUGAAUACCUCUGUUGGUUUGGAUUUGUGGUCACGUGAUUGGUCUCAGAAGUGGUUACUAAAAUAUUCAGAUCAAUAGUUGAAAGCUAGAAAAUAGUUGGAAAGCACUGGUCUAGACAUGUUACUGAGCCUCAUGAUUGGUUGUGGUGAGGGGAAGAGUCGUAGACUUUUGAUUCUGAAUGCCCAAGUUUUCUGUGUAUGUACUACAGUAUAUACCAUUGUUAAUGUACAUAUACACAUAUAUAAAUAUGCAGUGUGACACUGCAGAUGUACAUAUCUUUAUUUUGGCAGUUGAUUUCAUGUGGUGUUUCAAAGAAACGCUUUUCCAGCCUUAUGUUAUAAACAGUUUAACUGGCAAAAAGAAGCAAAGCACUGUUAUCUUCUUGAGCAAAAAGAGUGAAACUGUAAGGGUAGGACAGAGGUUUAACCCAAAGCUUGUCCAUGCUAAAUCACAUGCUGCUAGCUUUGAUACCAAACCAAAUAAACCUGAGGUCACGUUUAGAUAUUGUCAUGGCACGGUCAUGUUUGUGGUAAAGUGCAAUCUUUGUUGCUGUUUUGCUUGAGAUGUGGGCAGUAUUAUGGCCUGUAGAAAAGGGUAUCUCUGUGCAGCUCUGUGCUAUUCGUGUGGCAACUAACCUUAUUGAUAGAGAAUCAUUUAGCCUCUUAAGCACUGAAAGGGAUAAAAACGAAAGCACUUAUUCAGGACACAAUUUAUUGUGGAUUAGGAUCUACUGCAACAAGAAGAAUGGCAACCUUGAUGGAAAAUGAAAAGCAGAAUGUGAAGUUGAUAAUGUCAGAUUAGUGUGCUUUGUAUUCAGGGUGAUACUUUUGUUUUGUCUAGUCAUGUUGGUCUCUGUUUUAAAUCUGUGUGUUUUUUGGUGUAUUUAGUUUGGUUUUAAAAGAUUGGCCUGGCUAAUGGGCAUUGUAAAUAUAGAAAAUGCACAAAAAAACUGUUACAUGCAUCUGUAGUCAUUGUAUGCUAUUUGUUUGUCUAUAAUUGUUUCAUGAACUGAUAACCCAUUCGUUCUCCUUUCAGAGAACACCCCAAGUGUCACUUCACUAGUGGCCCUGGUUGUCCAUGAACUGGCCUAUGCUUUUUCCACUGGAAAGAAGCUUGUAUAGUUUCAGUACGAGGUUAUCGAGAACUAAGAACUACAUGGGAGCAUGUCAACAAAACAUAGUCGCACAAGUGCUCCACAGCACUUAAAUUCACUGUAAGCUGGAGGAAUUCCCCACACUGGAGUCAAUAAGCAGCUACUUAAACAAUGUCAACAAUAGCUGGUUUAGCUAAUCAUUCGUCUGUGUGUGGAUGGUUGAAGGGGGUCACCUGUGUCUGGCUGGGGAGAGGAGAGAGGUGAAUUGUAACACACUGAUCUAUCUUGUUGAAUGUAACACAAUUGUACUUUCACUCUCCCCAUAACUGUGUCUGGCUACUCUGAGGGAAAACAAACAUGGCUGCUACUCUAAUAUGUAUUUGACUGGAUGUUCCGAGGGGAAGCAUUUGCUACUGAGUUAUGGUGCACAUGACCCUUGACUGUGUUUUGAGUUGAGGUAAUCUAUCACAAACAAUUAGUUGUUUGCGAGUUGCAUUUGCAAGAGAUAAUCAUUAAUGAUUGUCCUGUUUAUAUAAUUUGUGUUAAUAAUAAUGAUGUUUGACUUUUUAUUUAUGUUUUCAUCUCAUAUUAUGUCAGUCAAUGUCCACAACAAAGAUGAAAGGGAUUGUUAGUUUAGCAAAUCAUGUGGACCCUACUGUGACUUGGAGGGAAGAUGCAAUAUGUAAAGAAUGUUACCCAACAUUUGUGAUAUCUAAGGGAAUGUUUUAAAGUGGGUGGAAUGUGUAAAUAUAUAGACAUAUUUUUCUCUAUUAGUUGUGGUGUCUUAAACAUUUUGGUUUGAACAGUUAAAAAAAGAUCUCAUGGUAUUUUUGUAACAAACUGUUAAGAAAAUAAAGAUGGCAAACUCAACUAA
Messenger RNA from Osmerus eperlanus (European smelt), 3797 nucleotides. Its product is annotated as mitochondrial basic amino acids transporter-like. The record is from RefSeq and is a predicted model, not a curated record. Gene Ontology annotation, molecular function: high-affinity L-arginine transmembrane transporter activity. NCBI's taxonomy places the organism in Eukaryota, Metazoa, Chordata, Actinopteri, Osmeriformes, Osmeridae. Gene Ontology annotation, biological process: mitochondrial L-ornithine transmembrane transport. Gene Ontology annotation, cellular component: mitochondrion. The transcript is spliced from 4 exons. The coding region runs from base 976 to 1749 and encodes 257 amino acids.